AUGGAUCACAAUGCCUUUAUGAUGAACGGUGGAGGCAUGCAGAUGCAGCAAAGACCACAACCGCAGAACGACCAAACCGGUCAGGAUCUCCUUGCUAGGAUCGUACAGGAGCUGAGAAAGAAUACCAUACAAACUGGAUGGCAGUCCGCUUUCGAUCCUGUUCACCGUGCUCACAUGGUCAUCAGCCUAGUGAGAGCACUGCGCAUGCUGAACAAUUCCAACGACUUGAUGAGCGCUGUUCAAGUAGCUAUGCGCUUUGAGGGUCAAAUUCUUGCUAGUAGUCCAUCUGAGGAACAAUGGAUGGCUGGCAUCAAGCAAAAACUGCAGGAAAUCAGUAACGCCGCCCAACAAGCGAAAAUGAAGGCACAGCAGCAACAACAGCAGCAGGCCAUGGGUAUGCAAAUGCAAGCCAGCCGCUCACAUCAAGGCGAAAUGGCCCCGCAGAUGUCUAUGGCGCCUCAGAUGAUGGGCCAGAUGAACAUGCAACCGCACAUGCAACAGCCGCAACAACAAACGCCUCAACAGCAGCCUCAGCAGCAGCAACAGCAACAACAACCGCAGCAGCAAGUGCCUCAGAACCCACCAAGCCAGGCCUUCACUCAAGAAGAGCAGAAACAGAUCAUGGCGCACGCCCGCAGUAUGAUGAGCCAGGUGUCGGACGAACAACGGAACGUAAUGCGCCAACGUCUAAUGGCCAGUUUGACACCUCAGCAAAGAGAAAUGUACCAGCGUCAAGGCCAAGAUCCACUUCCUCGCCACUUUCAUACCCUUGCGACCAAGAAGUUCGCCCUGGAAAAGGCCAAGAGAGCACAACAGGCAGGCGUCCCAAUGGAUUUCUCGGCUUUUGCUGGUCAACAGGCUGACGCCAUGAAGAUGGCCGAUCAAGGCCAACUCGUAGUGCCGGCCAGCAACAACAACAUGGGAAUGGAUCCUGCCGCCGCAAACAUGGCCAAUAUGGGCCAGAUGAACAUGCAAAACAACCAGCAGCAAAUUCAGAACAUGAUGGCCCAGCGACAACAACAAACUCAGGUUCAACUUCGCAACAACCAGAUGCAACAACAAGCUCAAGCCCAAGCCCAGGCUCGUAACGCUGCCCAACAGCAAGCACAACAGCAAAUGCUCAGAGGUCAGCCUGGCGGCCUCAACGCCACUCAAGCGCCGCAACAAAGUCCUGCUAUGUCCAUGCUCAACCGUCCCAUGGCCCCCCCUGGGCAGCCUUCUCAAACACCUCCUCAAUCCCGUCCCCAACCGACUCCCCAGCCAAACCAGCAGAUGAAUCCCCAGAUGAUGGCCCAAUUCAGUCAACAGAUUGCGAACAACCCCAAUUUGUUCCCCGCUCCCAAACCUGAUCUACAACUUCCGCCAGGACUAGUUAUCCCACCGCAUGUCAGAGCCAAGAUUGAAGGCUUGCCGGCCGAACAACAACGUGAUAUCCUCAACAAGCUACGUCUCCAACAACAGCAGCAACAAGCCCACCAAGCGCAACAAAUGAUGAUGAACGGCUUAACACCCGGGGGUCCCAUGGCUCAGCAGGGAAUGGCGAACAGCGCCAUGGGUAUGCCUCCGCAACCCCCGCUCAAUCCUCAACAACAAAUGGCCAUGGGAAUGGGUGGCGCUCCCAAUAACCAACAGCUGCAGCAAAGGUUGCUCAUGCAGCGACAGCGUGAAUGGGACGCAAGACCGUUCCCUCCGAAGGUGCUGAACGAAAUCUGUUCGGUGCCACCGACCGUCAAGACCUGGGGUCAGUUGAAAGAGUUCGUGCAACACAAUCAACAAAAUCUGCCCCCGGAUAUUCAGACCAAGGUAAAUCGGCUACAGGCUAUUGUAGUUCAAAGGCAGCAGCAGGCUGCGGCCAACGGAGCGAACGGACAACCUGGCAAUCAGAUGCCCGGUCAACCCCUGGCAGGUCCCGGCCAAGCAAUGACUGGCAACCAAGCUCCUCCUGCUCAAAUGGUGCCUCAGCCGUCCCAGAUGGGUCUGAACCCGGGAGUGCCGAACAUGAACGCUCUUCCGCAAACCCUUUCCAACAUGAGCAACCUGCCGAUCCCUCAAGUCACUGAGCAAGACAUCCAGACAUUCAAAGCAAAGUUUCCCACAGCUCAGACCUGGUCGCAAGAACAAGUUCGACAGACUAUCAUCAAGAUCAAGCACUCGCAAAUGGCCAAGACCCCCAAUGCUCAACAGGCCAUGAACGCAAUGCGACAAGCACAGAUGCAGCAACAGUCAGCCACACCAGGCAUACCGCCACAGAACCCUAUGGCUCCUACGGUGCCUCAGAUGGGCGCUCAAUCCACACCCAUGCAAAAUCAGCGAUCCCAACAGCAAUUUGCGAACAUGCAACAGCAGAUAAAUCAAAAAGCACAUAAGCGCCCGGGUGCCAGUGACGAUGUUGUCGAAAUCCCCAACCCGAAUCAGUCGCCUCAAAGGCCUACAGCACCCAACGGACAGCCGCCCAGGGGCCAAAAGCCGGCCAUACAACUCGACCCCGAGCAGCUCAAGAACAUGCAUCCUGACAAGAUCAAGAACAUGCCUGCGGAGCAGCGCGCUGCCAUGCAACAGUCAUUCAUCCAGUUGCAACAGAAGAUACAGAUGGAAGCCUUGAAGAGAGCUCAAUCCUCGACGAACCAGCCUCAAAAGGCGCAGGAUGGACAACAGCAAGGUCAACAAGCACAACAAGCUCCGCCAGUGUCGCAGUCUCAGCAGCAACCUCAGCCACAGGCGACCCAGCAGGCUGCGCAGGCACAACAAGUUAAGGUUCAGCAACAAAGAGCUAGACUAGCAGCUUUCAUACAAGAGACAGAGGCAACUUACCGCAAGGGUCCACCUCAGGAUGUUACCGAGGGUAGCUUGAACGAGUCUGUUCAGAAGCUUCAAGGUUGUCGAGACAUGAUCGUCAAACUCGACAAGAUGCUUCCUACUGCUAUGACAUUUGUCAACGACAGAAUCGUGCGCAGUAUCUGCCUUGAGAGAGCAAAACUUCUUGGCGAAAUGAGCAUGGAUGGUAACAUUAACCACUAUAUCUCACUAACAGUACAGCAAAUCGGUGAAGCGGAAUCGAGAAUACGUGCGUUCAUUAUGCAAUGUCUGCAGCACAUACAGAAGAUGAAGGCGACUUCUUCGCCAGAGCAUGCACAGCAAGCCGUGGACCAGCAAACGAAGCCACCGGCUGCGCCACUGGCAGCUACAGCAGCGAUGGCCCGAACAGGUUCGAAGAGUGGUGAUAGGUCUAAACCUCCUCCAGCGCCUACCUCGGCCGUCCCUCCUCCAUUCCCUGUCAGUCAUCAAUCCCCUCACGGUGUUCCCGUCUAUGACGGUAGUAUUCAAGGACUUACACCGGACAAGCUCCAACUUCCUGCAAACAAGCGCAGAAAGACCGGCCAGCCCGGCAGUUCUGCUUCUACCCCCGCGAAUGCAGGUACGACCCCUGGCAGUAUUCCAAGCCCGAACAUCAAGAUGCAAAGUCCGGAUGAGAAGAGGCGUCAGGUGCAACCCAAGGUUGAGCCACCGAGAGGACCGGAAAAGAAGUUCAAGUGCGCCGACGAGUACUGUGAAUUCCACAUUACUGGUUUCGAGAAGGAGGAAGAGCUUCAAGCGCAUACCGCAGAAGUACACAAGCAGAUCGAAAACCCUCUCAACUUCUUCCUUGAGAAUGCGGCUGCCGCCUUUGAAGUCGACAUCGAAGGCAACGAGAAGGCACUGAAGAGCGACAACAAGUCUUUGCCUACCAUGGCUAAGCCAUCAGCGCUGGGACCGAGCACGAUUAAGAAGGAGGCACUCAAGGUUGAGGGUCAGACUCCUGGCAAGGCCAUCAAAGCAGGUACACCUUCUCCUUUCAUCAAGCCUGGUACACCACCAACCAUGGCUCGUACGCCGCAAGGUUUGAAGCGAUCUGCUCAAGAUCCUGAGCUAGCUUCUACCUCACCCAAGAAGAAGACUAUGCUUGACACUAUGAUGGAGAAGGGCGGUAUGACGAUGCCAGUCACUCAAGAGAAUAACCGCAAGCAGUCUUCAACAUCUCCUGUCGUUUGGAACAGCAACGAUGCUGAUGACAGCUUCAUGAGAUCGGUGCGCGAGACUCUGGACGGCCUCGAUGAGGUUGGCCAUUACUCAGACAUGGACUGGACCAUCGACCCAUCACCCGACAUGACACCCUCAAGCUCCAACUCCGGAACUUCGGCCGCUACCUCGAACUUCACCGACAUUAGCGAGCAUGACCGUGUCAAGAUCAUGUUCGAGAGCGACCCCUUCGGCCUUGGUUCAGGCAUUCAGUUCGAUCUGGGUGACGAUCUCGGCAUGGGUAUCAUGGGUAUCCAGUCUACAUUUGACAACAAGAAGGAAGGUCAGGAUAAGGGUACACCGCCACCUGACGUCAGUUGGGACGCGAUGUUUGGACCCAACGCUGGUUUGGACAAGGACGACACAAACUGGGACAAAGACCCCAUGGGUAACAGCAUCUUCGAAGGCGUUACCUUCUUCGACAUUUAG
Messenger RNA from Aureobasidium pullulans EXF-150, 4485 nucleotides. RefSeq lists its product as uncharacterized. The record is from RefSeq and is a predicted model, not a curated record. The transcript is spliced from 3 exons. The coding region runs from base 1 to 4485 and encodes 1494 amino acids. Lineage: Eukaryota; Fungi; Ascomycota; Dothideomycetes; Dothideales; Saccotheciaceae.